AUGCCCAUCCACAACGCCCAUCCACAACCCCCAUCCGCAACCCCCAUCCACAACGCCCAUCCACAACGCCCAUCCACAACGCCCAUCCACAACCCCCAUCCACAACCCCCAUCCUCAACGCCCAUCCGCAACGCCCAUCCGCAACGCCCAUCCACAACCCACACCCACAACGCCCAUCCACAACGCCCAUCCGCAACCCACCCCCCACAACCCCCAUCCGCAACCCACACCCACAACCCCAUCCGCACCCACAACGCCCAUCCGCAACCCACACCCACAACGCCCAUCCGCAACCCACACCCACAACGCCCAUCCGCAACCCACACCCACAACCCCCAUCCACAACCCCCAUCCACCCACACCCACAACCCCAUCCACAACGCCCAUCCGCAACCCACACCCACAACGCCCAUCCACAACCCCCAUCCACAACCCACACCCACAACGCCCAUCCACAACGCCCAUCCGCAACGCCCAUCCGCAACCCCCAUCCGCAACCCCCAUCCGCAACCCCAUCCGCCCAUCCGCAACCCCAUCCACAACCCCCAUCCACAACGCCCAUCCGCACAACCCCCCCCCACCCACAACCCCCAUCCGCAACCCCAUCCACAACGCCCAUCCACAACCCCCAUCCACAACCCCCAUCCGCAACCCCAUCCGCAACCCCCAUCCACAACGCCCAUCCACAACCCCCAUCCACAACCCCCCCAUCCGCCCAUCCACAACCCCAUCCACAACCCCAACGCCCAUCCACAACCCCCAUCCACAACGCCCAUCCACAACCCCCAUCCACAACGCAUCCGCAACCCCCAUCCGCAACCCCCAUCCACAACCCCCCCCAUCCACAACGCCCCCACAACCCCCACCCACAACCCCCCAUCCAACCCCAUCCACAACGCCCAUCCACAACCCCCAUCCACAACCCCCAUCCGCAACCCCAUCCGCAACCCCCAUCCACAACCCCCAUCCACAACACCCAUCCGCAACCCCCAUCCGCAACCCCCAUCCGCAACCCCCAUCCACAACCCCCAUCCCCAACCCCCAUCCCCAACCCCCAUCCGCAACCCCCAUCCGCAGCCCCCAUCCGCAACCCCCAUCCGCAACCCCCAUCUGCAACCCCCAUCCACAACCCCAUCCCCAACCCCCCCCAUCCACAACGCCCAUCCACAACGCCCAUCCACAACCCCCAUCCACAACGCCCAUCCACAACGCCCAUCCACAACCCCCAUCCGCAACCCCCAUCCACAACGCCCAAGCAAAACCCAAGGUACCCCCGCCCCCAGUACCCCGCCGCGAACCAGUACCCCCGCCCGAACCAGUACCCCGCCGCGAACCAGUACUCCUGCCGUGAACCAGUACCCCCUCCGUGAACCGGUACCCCCGCCGCGAACCAGUACCCCCGCCGCGAACCAGUACCCCCGCCAACCAGUACCCCGCCGCGAACCAGUACCCCCGCCGCGAACCAGUACCCCCGCCGUGAACCAGUACCCCCGCCGUGAACCAGUACCCCCGCCGUGA
Molecule: messenger RNA, 1518 nt
Organism: Oncorhynchus keta (chum salmon)
Lineage: Eukaryota; Metazoa; Chordata; Actinopteri; Salmoniformes; Salmonidae
Exons: 2
Coding region: 1-1518 (505 amino acids)
Source: RefSeq, a predicted model, not a curated record